CUGGACCAGCUGCAGCCUCAGCUGGUGUAGUGGAGCUGGGUGGGGAGGGAGCGGGGCAGGCGACCCAGGAGACAGAGGCGCCGCGGCCUCUCCCCACCAUGCAGCCCCGGACCCCACUGGACACCCCGAAGGCACACCGGCUGCACCUCUAGGGUCACCCGGCGCUGACCACUCCCCUCAUCUCUAGACUCCUUCCCCAUCCUUUUCGCCUUUACCCUCCCUACCCUUCCCCAGCUCCGGACCGACGCCCUCCCCUUACUCCCGGACCGGCCCUUCUCGGCGCCCCUCCUUCCUAGGGAGAUGCAAUGAGCCGGUGCCCCCGCGUCCUCACCGCCGCCCCGGGCACGGUGCCUGCCCGGUGCCCGUGGUGGGGAGGAAGCACUCCGCGGCCCCUCCGCGACGCCCCUCCCUUGGGGCCCCCCUCAGCUGGCGUCCCAGGGGCAUGUCCCAAGGGACCCAGCCAGGGGGUGGGCUCUAGAGCGAAGCGGGUGGAGAGGAGGAAGGACCGGGCGUUGGGCGCCUCUGAGAUGCUCCCAAGCGCCAGGGCGGGCCGAGCGAGGCUCAGGCAACCGGGCGGCAGGCAUGAUGCCCUCGCCUAGUGACUCUAGCCGUUCGCUAACCAGCCGGCCCAGCACCCGGGGCCUUACCCACCUCCGCCUUCACCGGCCCUGGCUGCAGGCCCUGCUCACGCUGGGUCUGGCCCAGGUGCUACUGGGCAUCCUGGUGGUCACCUUCAGUAUGGUGGCCUCCUCCAUCACCACCACUGAGAGCAUCAAGAGGUCCUGCCCGUCUUGGGCUGGGUUCUCGCUGGCGUUCUCCGGGGUGGUUGGCAUUGUGUCUUGGAAGCGACCAUUUACUCUAGUGAUCUCCUUCUUCUCUCUGCUUUCGGUGCUCUGUGUCAUGCUCAGUAUGGCUGGCUCUGUUCUCUCCUGUAAGAAUGCUCAGCUGGCCCGAGACUUCCGAGACUGUUCCAUGGAAGGAAAAGUCUGUGUGUGCUGCCCAUCUGUUCCUCUCCUCCGGCCCUGUCCAGAGUCUGGACAGGAACUGAAAGUUGCCCCUAACUCCACCUGUGAUGAAGCCCGAGGGGCCCUCAAGAACCUGCUCUUCAGUGUCUGUGGGCUCACCGUCUGUGCUGCCAUCAUCUGUACCCUCUCUGCUAUUGUCUGCUGUAUCCAAAUCUUCUCUCUGGACCUUGUACACACGCAGCUGGCCCCUGAGCGCUCAGUCUCUGGGCCCCUGGGGCCUCUGGGCUGUGCAUCCUCACCCCCAGCCCCUCUUCUACACACCAUGCUGGACUUGGAGGAAUUUGUACCCCCUGUGCCCCCACCACCCUACUAUCCCCCGGAGUAUACCUGCAGCUCAGAAACAGAUGCACAGAGCAUCACCUACAAUGGAUCCAUGGACAGCCCAGUGCCCUUGUACCCUACUGAUUGUCCGCCUUCCUAUGAGACUGUCAUGGGGCUACGAGGAGACAGCCAGGCCACUCUCUUUGAUCCUCAGCUUCAUGAUGGCUCCUGCAUCUGUGAGCGAGUGGCUUCCAUUGUAGAUGUGUCCAUGGACAGCGGGUCUCUGGUGCUGUCAGCCAUCGGUGACCUCCCUGGGGGCUCCAGCCCUUCAGAGGAUUCAUGCCUGCUGGAGCUGCAGGGCUCGGUGCGCUCCGUGGACUAUGUGCUCUUCCGUUCCAUUCAGCGCAGCCGCGCAGGCUACUGCCUCAGCCUGGACUGUGGCCUGCGUGGCCCCUUCGAGGAGAGCCCCCUGCCACGGCGGCCCCCUCGUGCUGCCCGCUCCUAUUCCUGCUCUGCCCCUGAGGCUCCCCCACCCCUGCUGGGUGCCCCCACAGCUGCUCGAAGCUGCCACCGGCUGGAGGGCUGGCCGCCCUGGGUGGGACCCUGCUUCCCAGAGCUGAGGCGGCGGGUCCCCCGGGGAGGCAGCCGGCCAGCAGCAGCCGCACCCACCAGAGCCUCCACUCGACGCUUCAGCGAUAGCUCAGGUUCCCUCACCCCACCGGGGCACCGGCCUCCUCAUCCGGCUCCCCCGCGACCGCUGCUCCUGCCUCGGUCCCACAGCGACCCAGGCAUCACCACCUCCAGCAACACUGCUGACUUCAGGGACCUUUAUACCAAAGUGCUGCAGGAAGAAGCUGCUUCCGUUUCCUCUGCAGAUACAGGUCAGGGAUGUGGCUGGUCCCUGGAAGGUGGGAGGCGUGGGCCACUGCCUGCCCUCUCUACCCCCACAUUCCACCCACUUAUACUCUUUCUUUCUGCAGGGCUUUGCUCUGAAGCCUGCCUCUUCCGCCUAGCCCCCUGCCCUUCCCCCAAGUUGCUACGUGCCCGCUCAGCCGAGAAACGGCGUCCUGUGCCCACCUUCCAGAAGGUCCCCCUGCCUUCGGGUCCUGCACCUGCCCACUCACUGGGGGACCUAAAGGGCAGCUGGCCAGGCCGGGGCCUGGUCACUCGUUUCCUCCAGAUAUCCAGGAAGUCUCCAGACACCCUUGGGAGUGGAACCCAUGGGCAUAAGCAGGUACCCCUGAGGCCGUGGGGCCAGCCAGGCCGAGAGAGCCUACACCUUCGAAGCUGUGGUGAUCUGAGCUCUGGCUCCUCCCUGCGGCGCCUCCUGUCUGCCCGCCGGCUGGAGCGUGGUACCCGCCCCCACAGCCUCAGCCUCAAUGGAGGCAGCCGGGAGACUGGGCUCUGACCUGGGUGUCUUGCCAUAUGGAACAGAUCCAGAUGAUUGUUGGGGCCACAAGCACCAGCCGGUUGGGACCUGCAGCCCCC
This is a messenger RNA of Loxodonta africana (African savanna elephant), 2774 nucleotides long. RefSeq names its product endosomal transmembrane epsin interactor 3 (gene ENTREP3). The record is from RefSeq and is a predicted model, not a curated record. NCBI's taxonomy places the organism in Eukaryota, Metazoa, Chordata, Mammalia, Proboscidea, Elephantidae. The coding region runs from base 583 to 2694 and encodes 703 amino acids. Gene Ontology annotation, cellular component: membrane. The transcript has 11 exons.